Molecule: messenger RNA, 1128 nt
Organism: Penicillium subrubescens
Lineage: Eukaryota; Fungi; Ascomycota; Eurotiomycetes; Eurotiales; Aspergillaceae
Product: ankyrin repeat domain-containing protein
Exons: 1
Coding region: 1-1128 (375 amino acids)
Molecular function (GO): protein binding
Source: RefSeq, a predicted model, not a curated record
AUGAACAGAACCACCAAACAAGAACCUUCGCCUCCACUCUCGAAACCCCAACUACAAACACAAACGCAAACCUCCUCCUACUUACCCGAACAAUCUCUCGCCACCCGACUAAUUCACGCCUGUAAAGCCGGCCAACUCUCUCUCGUCCACACACUCCUCACGAAAGAAGGUGUAAAUCCCAACAACAACGACCAACAUGAAUACGAACGAGGCCACACCGCGCUCACCAUAUCCUGCGACCAAGGCCACACGUCCAUCGUGAAACUCCUUCUCUCACACGGAGCGAAUAUCGAAACAAAAAACCUCGACCGACGCACUUUCAACCCGGGCGGUCGAACACCGCUCUUUUGGGCCGUGGGGAGUGGCCAUACAGACGUCAUCAAAGUUUUACUGUCAGCCGGCGCCGAUCCUAAUAGCACGGAGGAAAAUGGACGGUUGACGCCAUUGGCUGUGGCUGCGGUUCGUGGACACGAGGAGGCUGUGUCGGCAUUGCUGGAAAGCGAAGGAGUUGAUUUGGAUAGGAGGGGAACACCAGAUGGACGGACGGUGCUGUCGCAUUCGGCGGAGGAUGGACAGGAAGAGAUCGUGAGGAGAUUGAUAGAGAGAGGGGCAGAUCCGGAUUCGAGGGAUUUAUUAGAGAGGACGCCAUUAUCAUGGGCGGCGCAGAGGGGACAGAGGCAGAUUGUGGAGAUCUUGUUGGAUUGUGAAGACGGUUGUAAAGUGGAUAUGAAUUCGAAGGAUGGGAAAUAUAGUAUCUUUUCGGAUUCUUCGCCGGGGGAGAGGACGCCGCUUUCGUAUGCGGCCGCAAUGGGGCAUGAAGAGGUGGUGGUACUUUUGAUUAAGAGAGGGGCCGAUGUUGAUUGCUGUGACCGCGGCGGGUGGAGUGCGCUGGCUCGUGCGGUAUUUCGCGGUCAUGUUUCGACAGUUCGGGUUUUGUUGGAAGUGGGAGGGGCGAAACCAGAGAUUGGGUAUGUGCUGGGAUAUUUGUCGAUAAUGGAAUAUGCCCGGGGCAAUGAAUCGCAUCGGCCUGGGUUUGUGGAAAUUAAUCAAUUGUUGAGGAAAUGGUCCUCGACGAAGCCGGAUCGUAAUGGAGGGAGUGUGGAUUGGUUUUGGAACAUGUGGAAAUGA